UUUAGAAUCUCUCUCUCUCUCUCUCUCUGUGAGAUCUGCCAAAGACCAUGUUCUCCAGUAUGUUGCUUUGUUCCAUGCAUUCCAACAGUUCAAGGAAGAAGAAAAAGAAGCUACAGAGCCACCAGAGUGACCUCGAAAUUGAAGGCAACGACCUUGGCUUGUUUUACUCUUUUCCUUUCGACAGAGAUCCAGCGGUCGUCAAGCCAUCGAGAUUCAAUCUCCGAUCUGAUCACAUUCCUAGCCGCGGAGAGGUGAAGCCAAAGAAGAAAGGAGAAAUGGCUAACAAGAUAUCGAAUUUCUCUGAUCUAAUCCAACGAGUGGCGGCUUCAUGCUUGCUCCACCCACUCGCCGCCGGCAGGCAGGAUCCCGGGAAUGUAGCCGAGGACGGGAGAGAAGGGUACGAGUACGAGAGAGAAGGGUACGAGUACGAGACUGACGAGCAGGAAGACUUUGAGGAUGAAGAUGAGGAAUAUGUGGAGGAAGAGGAGGAUAUGGAAGAGAAGAAAGGGAGUGUGAAAGGUUGGGACCACGAGAAGAAGAACAUGAGCGGAAUAGUGGCUAUUGAGAGAGUGAUGGAGAUGGAGAUGUUAAUGAACGAAGUUUUCGAUUCAGUCUCGGCGAUGAAGAGAGCGUAUGUGAGUCUACAAGAGGCGCAUUGCCCGUGGGACCCGGAAAGGAUGAGGGUGGCUGACGUGGCGGUAGUGGGGGAGCUAAGGAGGCUGGGUGUUUUGAGAGAGAGGUUUAGGAGGUGCGUUAGUGUUGGUGGCCGUGGAGGGAGAAAGAGAAUUGAUGGUGACGGAAUGGGGAUGUUAAAGGAGGUGGUGGCGCCUUAUGAGGCUGCGGUGGAGGAGCUGAAGAAGGAGGUGAAGUCGAGGGAUGUGGAGGUGGAGAAUUUGAAAGAGAAACUGAAGAACCUUAGCACCAGCCUGAGCAAUGGGAAUGGAAAGAAAGGGAGGUCUCAAUCAAAGAGGAAAGUCGGCUGCAUUCAUGCUGCUCAAGUUGCAGCAGCACCAGCACCAGAUCUUUUUGAAGCAACGAUGAACCAGGUGAAAGAGACCUCAAAGUCCUUCACAUCGCUUCUCUUAUCCCUCAUGCGUGCUGCCCACUGGGACAUUGCUGCUGCUGUCCGCUCCAUUGAAGCUGCAACUGCCACCGCUGAAAAUGUCGCCACCAUCAACCACACUACUGCCAUAGCAUCCACCAUUGUAACCCACCAUGCCAAGUAUGCUCUGGAGUCCUACAUUUCUCGAAAAAUCUUCCAGGGCUUCGACCACGAGACGUUCUACAUGGAUGGCAGCCUUUCCUCGCUUCUCAACCCAGACCAGUUCCGCCGUGACUGCUUUACUCAGUACCGAGACAUGAAGGCCAUGGACCCAAUUGAGCUUCUAGGAAUCUUGCCAACUUGUCACUUUGGGAAAUUCUGCUUCAGAAAGUAUGUUGCCAUAGUUCAUCCAAAAAUGGAGGAGUCCUUGUUUGGAAACUUGGAGCAACGCCAGCAAGUAUUGGCUGGUAGCCAUCCGAGGAGUCAGUUUUAUGGUGAGUUCUUGGGGCUGGCCAAAGCCAUUUGGUUGCUUCACUUGCUGGCAUUCUCGCUUGACCCUGCACCAAGUCAGUUUGAGGCAAGUAGGGGAGCUGAGUUUCAUCCACAAUAUAUGGAGAGUGUAGUGAAAUUUUCUGGUGGCCGAAUUCCAGGCGGUCAGACUGUCGGGUUCCCUGUCAGUCCUGGGUUCAAGCUUGGAAAUGGAUCAGUUAUCAAGGCUAGGGUUUAUCUAGUUCCCAGGACAUGAAUUGUUUCAGUUUCGGUUGAUAAAUGUAAUUUCCGUGCUGUAGGAUGUAAUGGGUUGAUUGGUUAGUUUAAACUUUUCUUCUCUCAAGAAAACUUGGAAGAGAUUCUAUGAGAGAAAUAGUUUGCUAGUGUUCCUAGGAAAUAGGUGGUUUACUGAUGCUAAGUCGUGUUAUGAUGGUGUGUCGUUUUGAAUGAGAAUUCCUUGGGCUAUUUGGAACA
Molecule: messenger RNA, 2005 nt
Organism: Hevea brasiliensis (rubber tree)
Lineage: Eukaryota; Viridiplantae; Streptophyta; Magnoliopsida; Malpighiales; Euphorbiaceae
Product: protein GRAVITROPIC IN THE LIGHT 1
Exons: 4
Coding region: 48-1787 (579 amino acids)
Biological process (GO): response to red or far red light; negative gravitropism
Source: RefSeq, a predicted model, not a curated record